Aspergillus caelatus is the source of this 1848-nucleotide messenger RNA. RefSeq lists its product as uncharacterized. The transcript has 2 exons. The coding region runs from base 1 to 1848 and encodes 615 amino acids. NCBI's taxonomy places the organism in Eukaryota, Fungi, Ascomycota, Eurotiomycetes, Eurotiales, Aspergillaceae. The record is from RefSeq and is a predicted model, not a curated record.
AUGUCAUAUCACAAUACCGAGCCAUCCAGGCGAGUUAGGAGAUUCUUACCUGAACCCAUUGAAACCACUACACGCAAAUCCAAGACACAUCAGCCAGUAUCAUGCGUGGGGAGGGAGUUCCUACACGACCGAGAGGACCUUAACACUGCAGAGGGAGGCAAAGAAGACACAGAGUCUCACUCAACCCAUCCUGCGGCACCCGGCAAACCUCUGAUACACAUAAAUCUACCGGGCAGCACUGCAUCAGAUGUCCGUGGCAAUCCGCCUGCUCGCCUACCGUCUAAUAGUUAUCUAGAGAGGAGGCAUACUGGGGACAAACGUGCAACAGAAUCGCUAGGAUUGCUGCGACAGAGCUGUCUAAGUGGUAAACAGAAUGAGCCGUUCUCUAACACAGACAAUCCACAAUUGCGUCCGAGAAAAUUCGUGCCUCAGCUAAUGGAAACGGCCAGCCGCUCAUUUCGCCGCGACUCGAGCCCAUAUGCACCUCACGAUACGUACCGAUUGGGGCUUGAAACUGAGAAUUCAAGACAUAGAAGCACUAUCGGGGAUACAAUAGUACAUGCUGAAGGUCACUUGGCGCAUGAGUCUCGAUUCUCAUACGCCAGGCUUCGGCAGCGCCAGGAGACAAGACGGCAUUCUUUUAGAGUUCCUGAUCUCCCCGUGAUCCCUUCUAGUGGUAGUGAAGCAUCUGAAGUGUCGGAUUCAUCACUGCCCGUGUCGCCAUCUGCCUCCUCCCGACAAUCAGUGAUACGGCCGAGAGUGGAAGAAGAUCGCAGGGAAAGUUGCGACGAGCUUUUCUCAAGCUAUUUACUGUCUCUAGCUGCCCGCUCGGCGGAAAAGCAGUUAAAAGAGCAAGCCCUAGCAGCUUUCCCUAAUGAACAGGUCUAUCAGCCGGUGGAUCACUUCGCCAUUGAUAGAGAAGAGGAUUGUUCCAGCCAAGGAGAGCCAGCGAUACCUGAAGCAGAUGAUGUUCUAACAAGGUACCGACGUGCAUCAUCUGCGGAUUUGUCGUGGGAGCUUGAGUAUAUGCGGCAGCAUAAAGAGGAGGCAGAAAUGCGAGACCGUGCCAUGGCUGGCACACAGGGUUUGCAUCUUUCGCCUGUUGCUCCUUUAAAAAUAAUGGCCUGCGGUAAACCAGAGAACCAUAUAAAUCCUGAUAAAAGUCGGGAAAGAGACCGCAACUUAGGCCAACAAAAACAAGUCAAGAGCCCGCCGAUGUUAGGUGAUGACCUUAUCUUCCCCCAAAGCUUGUCACCCGAGACAACUUUCUGUGAGAACAGUCAUUUGGCUGAGUGCAAUGACGGCUUUCACAACUUUCCCAGCCUUUGGCAUGCGGCUCCUCACUACAAUGAUCACUGUGGUAGCGAAGGUCUAUGGAUGGGAACAUGCAAACGUGACAAGCAUUGCCUAACCCCCCAAGACUCUCUUUCCUGCAGUACUUUAACUUCUGUUUCUCAUGUGCAAGGAAAGGGCUGGGCGCGGCCGAACGGAAUGUUAACAUUUGAAGACAAAGCUCAUCCCAAACCCCGAAAGAAGCUAGAACUACCAGAUGAGAAGGAGCGGGGCAGCUCUGAUGGUGAUACGGAACCCCAAAUUCAGGAUGGGUUCGUCACUCAGAUUUAUAACUACUUGUCCCUAGGUUAUCCUUGUGUUGCUCAUGCCAAGGGUUACGUUAGCGUCGUCGAAAACGCUGGGACAGAAACUUCCGUUAGCGAUGUUUGCAUGCGUUGGCUAGCUCUUCGCUCGUACAUACGUGAAUGGGCUAGGCAGCAACCUAUUACGGUUGAAGACAACAGCAGUCAUGGUACCUGGGGUGUACGCGAGAGAAGAGGUAGUUGGGCGGGGUGA